Molecule: messenger RNA, 1437 nt
Organism: Morone saxatilis (striped sea-bass)
Lineage: Eukaryota; Metazoa; Chordata; Actinopteri; Moronidae
Product: nicotinate-nucleotide pyrophosphorylase [carboxylating]-like
Exons: 4
Coding region: 313-1365 (350 amino acids)
Biological process (GO): NAD+ biosynthetic process; quinolinate catabolic process
Cellular component (GO): cytoplasm
Molecular function (GO): nicotinate-nucleotide diphosphorylase (carboxylating) activity
Source: RefSeq, a predicted model, not a curated record
UGAAAAUGAGUCAUCUUUUUCUGGUUUCAGUAUGAUGAAGAUAGUUAAGAACAAUUUCUUAGGAAAACUAUCAUGUUUUUCCCAAUUAAUGUACAGAUUUUUAGGCUGUCUAUUAUCUCAAUUGACUUGAUAAACAGUGCAUAUAGCUGCUGUAAAUGGGGGAAAAAAUCUCAGAACCCCUAGAUUUGGACUAAGCCCUGAUGGUUAACAACAUCUGAUUUCUGCUUUGGCUUCUACAACUCUUCUACUGUCAACCUCUUCUGGAAAGAGAUAAAGUGAGAGGAACAACUGAAAUCUAUCAUCUUCAAACACAUGGCCCAGUAUUAUCUGAAUCACAGUUAUCGACAGACAAGAAUGCACCUUGAGAGUUGUUUGACUGUGUUAUUUGCUUUCACUUCCUGCUUUCAUGUCAACUGGCACAAUAAAUCAUGGAUUUCCUCCAUUCACACAGGUUUCAGAAUGUCUCCGCCCUCACACACAGCAGCACUCUCGAUCCCACCACACACUCUGACCCGGCUGGCACGAGAAUGGCUGGCUGAGGACACACCAAACUUUGACCCGGCGGGAGUGUGUGUGGGGUCACAGGAGGUCGAGGCCAGGUUGCUGUGUAAAAUACCACACAGCGUCCUGGCAGGGAUCCCCUUCUUCACAGCGGUGUUCACUGAGGUCGGCUGCACCGUGGACUGGGUUUACCAGGAGGGAGCUGAGAUCGGUCCAGAUGCCAUCACGCUGACAGCUGUGGUGAGAGGCCCAGCAAGGUGCCUCCUCCUUGGUGAAAGGCCGGCUCUCAACUGCCUGGCACGGGCCUCAGGGAUCGCCACCCGUUGUUCUCAGCUCCAGGCGAUGGCAACAGCCAAAGGCUGGCAUGGAGAAGUGGCUGGCACACGCAAGACCACCCCCGGCUUCCGUGUGGUGGAGAAGUACGCCAUGCUGGUUGGCGGUGUGUCCAUGCACAGACAGGACCUGAGUGGAAUGGUGAUGCUGAAGGACAACCAUGUCUGGGCAUCAGGAAGUAUCACACAGGCCGUGAAAGCUGCACGGUCAGUAUGUGGCUUCAGCAGUAAGAUUGAGGUGGAAUGCCGCUCUUCAGAGGAGGGCAGAGAGGCGGCUGCAGCUGGAGCAGACAUUGUUAUGCUGGACAACUUUCAACCUCAGGAGCUCCAUGUUGCAGCUCGAGCACUGAAGGAGGAGUUCCCAACUUCCCUGAUAGAGGCCAGUGGAGGGGUGACUCCAGAGAACUUGGCUAUGUAUUUCUCCCCACAUGUGGACAUCAUUUCCCUGGGCUGCAUAACACAGGGAUGCCCAGUUGUGGACUUUUCUCUCAAGGUUCAAAAGCCUGUUGCUCACUCAAGCCUCCAGGAAUGAUGACCAUCAGACAGUCCCAGACUGAUUGAAUGAGAAAAUGUUGGGUCCUGAUAAAUAAAAGAGACAUUUUUA